GAGCUAAAAUAGCGUUACAAGAAUUAGGUGAAGGGAUUCCAACACCAAAAAAACGUACCGGUGAACGUUUAAAAAACUUAUGUUCUAGAGUGGCCCUUGACGAAAUAUCGGUGGAACAAUUUUUAAUUAAUAUUGGCCAUUGCAUUCGAAAACGAAUUAAAUAUUAGUUUUAAAUUUUAAUUAUUUAUAGUUUUAAAUUAAAUUUAUAUUAUAUAUUAUACAUUUAGUAAUUUUAUUUUUUUUUUAAUUAAACCGGACUUUUUUCCGAAAAAAAUUAAAUCGGACUUUUUUUCCGGCUCCCGCUUACAGUAGUGAGUAUUGCUUAUAGUAUUGUGUUUGGUAACCCCUGUAUUAUAUUAUCAAAUACUAUACUCAUGAUACUACAAGUAGCAGUUACCAGUUGCCAGUUAAAACUUCAGAUUUUAGAACCGGGAUAUGCUUGAAUGCUUGAUGCGUGUUUAUUUACUUCUAAGUUUUAUAAUUUUUAUCCAGGUAUACUGUUCAAUAUUUCACCCGUAUUUCUUCAUCUAUUAAUUACUAUACUUAUUACUAUACUUUACAGUUAGUGACUAUUUUUCAAAAAAACAAAUGUCAUGGGCCCGAUUCCAGUGGACCGUAUUAUAAGCAUAAGCAGUGAAGACCAUGCACACAAAGCUGAAAACAUACUUAACGUCUCAGAUUCACAUCAAACGUGGCGUUGUAAAUCAGGUGAAAAACAAGCUACAGUCAUUCUUCAAUUUUUGAAACCGUCGGUCAUUAGUUCUAUUGACGUUGGAAAUGAUAAUUCUGCUUUUGUAGAAAUAUUUGUAGGAAAAUCUACGUCUGACGAAUUUCAAGUACUAUUGGUAACUUCUUCUUUGAUGACAUUGCAUGAAUGUAAAAAUGGAUUAAAUGUAAAUAAAGUCCGUUUCUUCGACACCAAUCACCUAUCUUUGGCAUCUAAGGAGUCAUGGGAUAGAGUAAAAAUUGUGUGUACACAACCAUACAUUAAGCAGAGCAAAUAUGGUUUAUCAUUUGUAACAUUUCAUUCUAAAGAUAUACCACAAAAAGAGCCUAUCCAAUCUCAGUCUAUUCAGUUAGGAUCAUUUACAUUAAGAAAUGAUGAUGAGUCUGAUGAUAUUUCAUCUGCUGGUCGAUUAUUUUCCAAGCGUAAUGAAAAUAAAGAUGUUGUGAGGAUGCCAGAAUCACCAGUUAAUCGUCUACUAGCUAUACAUAAAAAAAACUUGGAAACGGGAAAACAUAAAAAUACUAAUUCUACAAAUAUUAAUAUUCAAACACCUUUAAUGAAUCAAAUGAACUCCAAAUCUCCAAAAGAUUCUGUAAAACCAAAAAACAUUGAUUUAAAUGUUAAAAAGAAUGACACGAUUACAAUGGCAGCUGUUAAAAAUACAGAGGUUAAAAAGAAAGAAUCAAGUCCAUCAUCACACUUGCAACCUUCCAGAAAAAAAAUUAAGUUAAUGAAAAACCCAUUACCAGUAACAAAACCGUUCAGCGAAUUAUUGAACAAUGUUGUAUUUGUAAUGAGUGGUUAUGAAAAUCCAUAUCGCAGUAAUGUACGUUCAAAAGCUUUGGAAAUGGGUGCUAAAUACAAACAUAAUUGGGAUCUGUCAUGCACGCAUCUAAUAUGUGCUUUUAUAAAUACUCCAAAGUAUCAUGAAUGUAAAAGACAAGGAACCUAUCGUAUAGUAAAAAGUGAUUGGAUUGAUAAAUGUCAUUCAAAUAGAUGUCGAUAUCCGUGGAGAAGGUACGCUUUGGAUAAACUGGAACAAAAUAAACCUGAGAGUGAAGAUGAAAUAUGUGCACAAACUGAUUCAGUUGAAACUGAUGAUAGUGAUAAUGAAUGGAAUACUGUUUCUGCAAAGCAUGUACCCUCAACAUCACAAUCAAAUAGUUCUGAAAAUCAGCAAAAUACAAUAACAACAUCACUAUAUGAUUUAGAUACUGACAUUGAUUCAGAUUUAGAUAUUCCUAAAGAUAUAUUGGCUGAUGAAAGCAUUGUACCAUUGCCAUUUAUAGAUGAUAUAUUUCAUGAUUGUUCAUUUUAUCUAUCUACCAGUUUAAAACCUUCACUAAAACAAGAAUGUCAUCGCUACAUUUUAGCACUUGAGGGAAAAUUCAGUGAAAAGGAGAAAUGUGAUUAUAUUGUUUCAACUGAUGCAAAUGAUUUACAAUUUAAGAAUUCUGUUACUCCACAGUGGAUUUGGGAUUGUUAUGAUGCAAGAAAAAUAUUACCGUUAAAAUAAAACUUGUUUCUAUUGCAAAAAAGAAUAUUAUGUAAUAAUUUAAUUCUCUGUACUUUAAUGUGUUCUGUAAAAUUUGUGCUUGUGUAUGGAAAUAGACAAUGGUUAUUCAUAAUAAUUAUUACUAAUCAUACCUAAUGUUGUAUAUUAUAUUUAUUUUUUAAAAGUGUUGUAAAAUAACAAUUAAUAAACUAUAUUUUACUAUUGUAUCA
Molecule: messenger RNA, 2452 nt
Organism: Metopolophium dirhodum (rose-grain aphid)
Lineage: Eukaryota; Metazoa; Arthropoda; Insecta; Hemiptera; Aphididae
Gene: XRCC1
Product: DNA repair protein XRCC1
Exons: 9
Coding region: 594-2243 (549 amino acids)
Biological process (GO): single strand break repair; base-excision repair
Cellular component (GO): nucleus
Molecular function (GO): damaged DNA binding
Source: RefSeq, a predicted model, not a curated record